Molecule: messenger RNA, 675 nt
Organism: Abrus precatorius (Indian licorice)
Lineage: Eukaryota; Viridiplantae; Streptophyta; Magnoliopsida; Fabales; Fabaceae
Product: protein FD-like
Exons: 3
Coding region: 1-675 (224 amino acids)
Biological process (GO): positive regulation of DNA-templated transcription
Cellular component (GO): nucleus
Molecular function (GO): DNA-binding transcription factor activity
Source: RefSeq, a predicted model, not a curated record
AUGCUGUCAUCAUCAACUACUAAAGGGGAAUGCACCUGCAGCCGCAACAGGAAGACCCUCAACAACAGACACAGAGGUUGCUCUUCCUCUUCUUCCACAUCGAAGCCACCAACUUCAUCCUUUUCGCUUAAACAAAACAACAAAGCCAUGGAUGAUGUGUGGGAAGACAUAAACCUUGCAUCCUUGAGUGACCAAAACAGUACCCAACACCCCAUCACCACCACCGACCCACAAGGUGCGAAUUUUCAAGACUUUCUGUCUCGACCCUUGACCAAUUUCUCCGUAGCCAUAGACCCUGCCACUGCUCUCAGUUUGAGCACGCGCCCUGAGCUCACACACAAGGACUUGCAAUUAGCACAACCCCAUCACAACCCUCCCUUAAAGGUUGAUCCUUUUCAAAACCGUGCUCACUCAUGUGCCUCUUUUGGGAAUAACACUAAGAAAUCUCUCCAACCUGAUACCAACUCAGGGGACAGAAGGAAUACUCGAAUGAUGAAGAAUCGUGAAUCUGCUGCGCGAUCAAGAGCUUAUAUGUUUGAGUUGAAGCAAAAAGUUAAGCUCUUACAGGAAGAGAAUGCGCGACUCAGAAGACAGCAGCAACGGUUGUGUGAAACCGCAGCCAAUCAGCGGAAGAAGAAGGGCAAUCUAUAUCGAGCAUCCACAGCUCCAUUUUAA